AUGUUUAUUAGCGAUGUUACGAAGUCCAUCCCUAAGUGGAAGUUCAUGCUCGUAAUUCAAAAACUUAUUCAUCGACAACUACCAUCCAGCAAUAUGGCACCACUCGUUCUGCCUUCAGUAUUAAUCGCGAGCGCAUAUUUACUGUCAACUGUGUCUGCGGAGCCAAAUGUAGCUGAGCUCGUUGGAACAUGGUCUACGAAGUCCGCCGCAGUGUUGACUGGUCCAGGCUUUUACAAUCCAGUCAAUGAUACACUACUCGAACCUACUCAUACUGGAAUCUCAUAUUCUUUCACCGCAGAUGGCUACUAUGAAGAGGCAUAUUAUCGAGCGAUCUCAAAUCCUGCGAAACCGAGCUGUGUGUCAUCGAUAAUGCAAUGGCAACACGGCAAAUUCGUCUUAAACUCGGAUGGAUCUCUUAGUCUGAGUCCCUUUAGUGUGGAUGGUCGUCAAUUGGAAUCUGCUCCAUGUACUGCCAGUACUGCAACAUACACACGAUACAACCAGAGCGAGACACUCCAGAAAUACCAAGUCUACACGGAUCCUUAUACGAAAUUAACUCGACUUGAUCUUUACCAAUUCGAUGGAACACCUGUGAACCCGAUGUUUUUAGCCUAUAGUCCCGCUCUGAUGCUUCCUACUGAAACCCUCAACCCUACAACUUCAGCAACGUCAACUUCGAGCUCUAAAAUGAAGCGGUGGCUGGGAUACGGGGACGAACCUGAAGAGCCCACAACUUCGGAAGGCUACCUUCUUCCUCUUAACAAGAACGCCAAGCAUAUCAGUCGCGGUAUCGAGCAACCUUCGCUUAUCAAUCGCAUCGAUCUUGACCUCGUUUGGUGGGCUGGAGUCGGAUUAACCAUCUUUGGAGGCGCAGCAUAUCUGCUAUGAUCAUUUUGAGGCUGCACGAUAGACUGUAUUGUUGGAUGUUUGUAAAUUUGAAGGAUUGGGGUUAGGAGAUGAGGCAUAUAUACCAAUGGUGUCUGCAAACCAAGCACGGUGGAGUUUUUUGAGGGGUACCUAUUUCUGGGAUAUAAGAACUUUUGGGUGGGAGUGAUCCCCACUCAAGCAAGGCGUUGGAAUUUUUCUAUUGCGCGGGUUGUAAUCUUUAGAAGUUUCUUUCCUCCCGAUAUUCAUGCUAGAAAUGUCA
Botrytis deweyae is the source of this 1147-nucleotide messenger RNA. RefSeq lists its product as uncharacterized. The coding region runs from base 1 to 888 and encodes 295 amino acids. Gene Ontology annotation, cellular component: endoplasmic reticulum membrane; endoplasmic reticulum. Lineage: Eukaryota; Fungi; Ascomycota; Leotiomycetes; Helotiales; Sclerotiniaceae. Gene Ontology annotation, biological process: 'de novo' protein folding. The record is from RefSeq and is a predicted model, not a curated record. The transcript has 4 exons.